Molecule: messenger RNA, 1563 nt
Organism: Trematosphaeria pertusa
Lineage: Eukaryota; Fungi; Ascomycota; Dothideomycetes; Pleosporales; Trematosphaeriaceae
Exons: 6
Coding region: 1-1563 (520 amino acids)
Source: RefSeq, a predicted model, not a curated record
AUGCCGCAACCCGGCUGCGAGCUCGCGGGUGUCAUACUUGGGUCGGUGCCGCUCGUCAUCAGUGCGCUGGAGCAUUACAGGGAAGGUCUUGCCGUCAUGAAAAAUAUGCGGGACUACGAGGAUGUAUUCAACGACAUCCAGAGCCAAUUUGGAGCUUCCGUGAGUAUCUACAUGAAUUCUUGCUACCAGCUACUUGGCCCACUCAAUUUGCCGGAUCAACAAGUAAUCCAACUGUUGGAGCAGCGACGCAAAGCCGCCUGGUCGGAUGCGCAGCUGCGGAGGGCGAUCGAGAGUAGACUUGGGCCAAACUACAAAGCGUACGUAUCGCUCAUGGAGAAGCUGAACAAGAGAAUCGAGCUCCUCUGUAAGAAACUGAAGUUGAACGACGAUCUAAAGCCUCCAUGGGUUGGAACUGAUGAUUCCAUUGACGAAAUGGCACGCAAGAAGUUCUUUAAAAGCAUAUGGACGAAGAUAAGAGGUGGCUUCGGCUCAGCGAAGUAUUCGAUGCUUUUGCAGGACAUCGACCGCGACAUAGACAAGAUCUCCAAGCUCACAUCUGGAGCUAUCCAGCUGGAGCCACUUCGUACUGAAAAAAAGAAGCCCUUGCGCUUUUACUCUUGCACCUGCAACCACCCCCACCAGGCUAACCUACGCCUUGACCUCCGAAACGGAAACGAUAUUGAAGGUGGCGUCACCCGCUUUGCCUUCCUUCUGACGUUCAAGAUGCCAGAAUGCGUGCCCAAGGUACUCCCGUGGACUUGGAGGGACAUUGAGAUAGAGUCAUUGCAGUUUCUGCCCCCACAUGCCUACGCCACUUCCAGUAGGCACGCUCAAGAAUACUACGCACAUCGCCCCAUCCGUGACCAUUUCGCCAUCAUCAACAUCUAUGACACGUUCUCCGACACCAGCACUCGCGAUCAGAAUCGAAAACCUCUGCAAAACCCUUGUAGAUGGCUCCAAGCUAGAAUGUUGUCUUGGUAUACUUGUAGACCAUCAUUGGUACCAUCGUGUGUAUCUGGUGACUGGACCUGGCAGCAACAACCAAAUCUCGGAAUCAGCAUCACUGAAAGAAAUAAUCUGCAGAGGCAGGAAGAUUGCAACAAGGCAGAAUCCUGGGGCACCAAAGAUAUAUUCAUUCUGCAAGGACACUCAGGUGACCUUCUCCCUUCCGCAUACGUAUCCCUGACCUUUUCCCCAUCUGCCAUUCAAACAGCCGCCAAACGCCGCCGUUGCGUAAAAAACGAACAAGUCUUCGCCCUCGGAGUUGCCCUCCUCGAGCUCGCUCACGGCUCGCCACUUCUCUCCCACAUUACCCCUGAUGACCUCAACGACGAGGGGCAACAAGACAGCAUGACGGAAGUCUCCAUCGCCACACGACUGGCGGACCAUAUCAACAAGUUCGAGAGCGAGAACUAUGCAAGAGCUGUGCUACGAUGUAUACGAUUUAAUUUCGAUUCUUUCAGUUUCGACUUUAAGGACAAGGAGUUUAGGGAGAAGUUUUUUGAGGGUGUUGUGGUGCCGUUGCAGGAGAACUGGGAGUUUGUGACGGGUGGGAAGUUGUGA